This is a messenger RNA of Portunus trituberculatus (swimming crab), 3588 nucleotides long. Its product is annotated as ly-6/neurotoxin-like protein 1. The record is from RefSeq and is a predicted model, not a curated record. The coding region runs from base 315 to 713 and encodes 132 amino acids. The transcript is spliced from 5 exons. Lineage: Eukaryota; Metazoa; Arthropoda; Malacostraca; Decapoda; Portunidae.
GUCUUGGUGAGGUCGUGGCCGCGCUCACACACUCACCACCACCACCACCACCACCACCACACCUCCCUUGCACACCCCCACAGGAACCUCGCUGUGAUGGCCGCCACAGCACACGCACUCACACACGCACAUGUCUAGACGCAGAUAGUUGAAGUAUAGAAGGUAAAGGAGCCACGCAGACCUACACACAAAAACGCACACACCAGGACCUCUCGUGUACGUUUUUCUGAAAGACGCACACAAACCAAUUGGUCUCGUGUGUGUAUCUGCAGCUGGUGUGUGCGUGUGUGCGUGUGUGUACGUACGGGGUCAAGAUGGCGUGUGCUGGUGUGUGUACGACAGCUACGGUGCUUCUGAUCACGGUCCUGGUGGCGCUGCUGGUAAUUCCUGGGUCCCGCGGUCUUCGAUGCUACCAGUGCGGGGCGUUACGAGAGGGGAUGUCCACUGUGAACCCGUGUUUUGGCAUCAAGGUGGAGGACAACAGGGAGUGUAGCGCGGAGCAAAAGUUCUGUAAGCGAUACAGCAACGAGGGAGUGCUGGUGCUGGCCUGCGAGGAGAACUGCGUAGAGAGUCACAGCCAGACAACAGACAUCACCUGUUGCGACACUGACGGUUGUAAUGGAGGUGGGAUCACAGCGCCAUCUGCCCUCCUGCUGGCUCUCCCCGCCCUUGUGACAGUGACUGGCCUCCUCCUCACGCCUAUGCCACGCUAGCAACCCCGCCCCAAGCCAUAAACCGCCACCUUACGAACGCUCUCUCGUUUUUAUUUCUGGUUCAAUUGUCUCUUUCUACUUAAGUGUCUCAAUGUGUCUCCGUCUCUCUCGUUUUCUGUUUUCCUUCGUUUUUUUCGGUCUCUCUUCGCCUUUUCUUCCUGAUAGUGGAGGAAAUGGAAUAGAAUUUUUUUUUUCAUCUUUCUCUUCCUUAAACGUCGCAAGUACUAUUUUAGGGAAAGGAAGGAAGAGGUAUACUAACGUUACAGUCUCCUUCGCCUCCUCUCCCUUCCUUUAAGACCUUAACGAGAGUCCUUUAAGAAUCCUGCAAUGUAAAGAGGGAUGUAAGGACACUCUUGCCUCGCCCUGCUUCCUUGCUUUCUUCCUUCUCUCCUUCCUCCCGUUACGCUGCACCUCCCCUGGUCUUCCUUCCCUACCCCUUCCCCCCCUGCCCCCUUCAGCAUGACGCUCAUAAUGUUUUGCUCAGGUCCUUCCCGUUUUCUUUAAGGAGAUGCUCUCCUGUUUCAAGUUGUACUCUUAAUGUGCCAAAGACCACUAUUCAUCUCUCUCUCUCUCUCUCUCUCUCUCUCUCUCUCUCUCUCUCUCUCUCUCUCUCUCUCUCUCUCUCUUCAUCUGCCACGAGAGAGAUGUUCAUCAUUUUAAUGCAAGGAUGAGUUUUCCUUUCACUAAUAACAAAUAUUUCUUUAGUGCAAAAUUAGGAGUUUUAUUUCAGAGAAAAAAAGUUAUGCUGAUUUUUUUAAAGAAGAAUAUCCAGUUUUCUAAUGCAAUAAUACCAGUUUUCUUUCAUUCAAAAACCACAAUUAUCUUUUUUUUUCAUUUCGAGAAAAGAAUGUAGCUUUUAAUGUAAAAAUUCGGCUUUUUUCACAAAGCAAAUUUUUUUUUCCUGAUUCUUAAAAGAGGAAUGUCCAGCUACUUAAAAUAGGAAAGGAAUCUGCAUUUUUCCUUCACUCAAAACGAAAUGUACCACCACGUCCUUUCCAAUUCUGCAAAAAGAGAAUAACAUUAUUAAGGACCGAAUUUGUGUCUAUCAGCAUAAAACAAAACAAACACUUCAUUCACUUCCUUCACCAAAAAUUUCAGUUACAAUGAAAGUCUGCGUUCCUUCAAUAGAAAAUGAAACCCGCGCACGUUCUCUCCAUCGUCGUCAGGAGAAAAUAUUCAACUUACAAGAGAAACUUUCCUUGAACGAAAAACGGAGUCCACGCACAUUGCCUUCCAACGAGAUUAUUCAGUUCCUUAAGGCACGAGUUUGGUUUUCUUUCAGUGGUGAAGUAAAUCAUUUAACUAUUCUAAUGGGUGGCUUUCUUUCCUCAAACAGAAAAUGGAGUUCACGUAUUUGAUCUUUCUAUAAAAUCUAAAGGAUUAUUUUAUUCUUUCAAUAGUAACAAUUUCAAUAUUUUCUUUAUCAUCUGGAUGAGAAUUCAAAUUUUUACUAUUGCUACAUGUAAGAGAACUUGCACAUUUUGUGUUAUUUCUAUAGCAACUAAUACUUCACUUAUUAUUGAUUAAACAAGUCAAAUCCUUCGUUAUUUGUAAAGCAACAGAAACAUUUCUUGUAUCAUCUAUAACACAACUCGAAUAUUUCCUUCAUUAUUUUGUAAGGUAACUCCACUAUAUAUUUCAUCAUCUCAAACUCAACUCCACUAUUUCCUUUACCACUCACCAGACGAGAGUGAAAGCCUCUGCGAGACAACUAUAAAACUCAAGCAUCUCUUUUACUACUCGUAAGGCAGCUCAGUGAUUUACUCCAUUACCCGUAACUCAACACAAGCACUCCCUUUACCACUCACCAGAACACGAGUGAAGGCCCAAGUAGUGAAUGACGCCGGGCGAGUCGUGCGUCAAGGCGUGAGGGACAGCCAGCCCAGUAUUAGUAGUGCUAGUAGCGAGGCGAGUCAGGCCCUGCUAAACGCUCCCUGUACAUACUAAGUAGGCGUCAGUCACGAGGCUCGUGGAUACUUUUCAAAGCAACGCGAAGCACCCGAGGCUUUUGUAGAUAGUGGUUCGAAGCUCCAUGUUCAUUGUUAUUCUAAGCGAGACUCGAGACACGAGACACGAGACAGUAUUGAGACACGCACGACCUGAUCUGACCUGAUUUCGCCCGACCUGGCCUAGAAACAAUGCCCAUCUCGACCGAGGUUACCACUGGCUUCUUAACUUGGCCUGAAGGAAAAGUGCUCCGUUUCUACAACCUUGGAAUGCACUUGGCUGUUGUGAACGAUUAGACAGGAAAGUUUUGAAAGAACAAUUCAUAAUAGUAGUAGUAGCAGUAGCAGCAGUAGUCUAUUUCCUAAAAAUAAAGAAUAAUAUAGUAUAGUAACAAUAUGAAAACUAGUAAUAGCACAUAAUACGCAAAAGUAAGCCUCCUUUAAGUUAGCAUUGACCUGACGUGACCUGACGCCGUGACCCGUGACCCGUGGAGCGAUGACCUGACCUGUGACAUCCCAGCUUUAGACAGUCGCUGCUCCGUGUCAGUCGGAGCCUCAAAGUUCUCUACAGGUAACUAGUGUAGCGAGGGUACCUGGCGGUGAGCGUGAGGCUGCCUGUGGCCCUUUGCCUCCUCCUCCUCCUCCUCCUCCUCCUCCUGUAACAUCUCUUUUUUUUUUCGUCCUCAAUUCUGUUAUUUUCUUCUUUUCUUCUUACUCCUUUGCUUUUAUUUUUCGUUCUUUCUUGUAUUCGUUUGUAUUUCUUUGUAUUUCUCCUUCUCCUGUAACAUCUCUUUAUUUCGUCCUUAAUUCACUUAUUUUCUUCUAUUUUACUCCUUCAACUGCCUUUUCUCUCCUUUGUUCUUUCUUGUUCUCUUCCUCUUCUUUGUUUUCCUUUUCUUUGUUCUCUCUUCCUCUUCUCCUUCGAUCAC